GAAGCAGAAGAAGCAGAAGAAGAAGAAGAGGAAGCAGAAGAAAAGCAAAAGAAGAAGAAGGAUGGCAACAUGCUAAAAUCAUGGCUAACACUUGUGUAUCUCUAUAAACAUGUACAAGUUUUAAAGCUUUCCGCGCCAUGUUGCUACGCUUAAUAUGGAUGAAGUGAACUUGGUCUCUCUUGCUGUCGGGAGAUGUGUGGACGCCUGCGGUCUGCUGCUGGACCUGUUUGUCAGGACGUUCAGCUGGCUGCUUCGCUUCCUGUCCAGCGUGGGCGGUUCCCUCCACAGCACACUGGUCGCCCUGAGCGGCUCCACUCUGGUUGAAUACUGUAACUUUGCUCUUUUCCCCUUCCUCACCGCCACGGAGGCCGUCUCCAGCGCCACCCACGGAGCCCUGCACACCCUGGAGGGCUGGCUGCAGACGCUGGGAGGAGUGUUUGAGAGUUUCAAGAUGGUGGGACACCUCUCCUGCCACGUGGCGUGGCGCACCAAAGAUUUGCUGCACCGUGGGCUGAUUUCAGCGAGCUGCAUCCUGCGACAGACGUGCGAAGGCGUCUGCAUCGCACUCAGCCUCGUCCUCUAUCUCGUCAACACUGUGGUCAACAUCGUCCUCAUCGGCACACAGAACUGUCUGUCUGUGCUGGCGGGCGCCUGGGACGCCGUGGCGGGCCCUGUGCAUAGAGUUGUGGAGCUGGCUCUGACUCUGCUGACCUUCCUGUACAGCUGUCUGGUUGGUUUCUCCGUGCUGCUGUGGACACCCUGCCAGCUGCUGCUGGACUUCCUGGGAGCACUGUGCCGCGUCUUCAUCACCGUCUUCAUGGUUGACACACACGGCCUGCUCAUCACAGCGGCCAUCGUCUCACUGGCUCUGCUGUUACUGAACCCCAGGCUUCCUGUCCUUGCUGGACGGCUGAGCCGCCACUUGGUCAACGCUCUGCCGGGAACACGUGGCGUACAGAUGACCAUUCGUAGGAUGUACGCAGUGGUAGUAGAACCGGCUCUGGCCUAUCAGGCAGUCCACACCCGGGCUGCACAGGAAGUGAGUCGGAUGAGGUUCCCAAACACAGACACAGGUGCUUUUAUCAUCCCCACUGCGGCCGACCUGCCGCCAGCGAAUGAGCUGAGCCAGCCGGACUCUCUGCAGCGCCACGCUCUGCAGGAUGGCGAGUCAGUGAGCGGCGAGGCCAGGGACAGCAGCAGGACAAUUGCGUCCCCGCCGAGCUCGGCUCCAGAGAAUAGAGGCGGCCCUCCGACUGACGGCGAGCUGCUCAGCCUGCUGAAGGAGCAGGAGGAGAGGAAGAAGUGUGUCAUCUGUCAGGACUUGAGUAAGACGGUGCUGCUGCUGCCCUGCCGUCACCUCUGUCUCUGCCGGCACUGCGCCGACAUCCUGACUCAACGCCGACCCGUCACGCAGCGCUGCUGUCCGCUCUGCCGGCAGCCAAUCACACAGACCAUGGACGUCUUCCUCUGACAGUUGUAGGCCCUGAAUGACUCCAAACUGCAAGAUUCAAGAGAAAAUGCCUUCUGGCACUAUUGUUGCUUUUUCUGUACUCUAAGAAUUUACUUAAAAAUUGAGCUGGAUGUCGAACUUCAUACUUUGAGCACCAAUAACAUGAGUGUUAACUAUUGAGAGCUGCUUGGUCAGAUGAUGAUGUGCAUCAGGAAGCUUUUCUACUGUAACUUCAGACUUUAUUUUAUUUGGGGAAAGUUCUGUGUUGAACUCUUGUGCAGUGAGAAAGAAGAAGGUCAAAACAUGUUUAUAUACCCCAAAAGAAUUGAAAAGUAUGGUUUUAGUAUCAGAACCGGAACUUGUAUCAGUAUUGGCACUGAUAUUGAAAACUACAAAUUUUCACACGAUACUCAGCUGUAAGUAGACGUCAUAUACACGACGUGUAUGACGUGAAGACUUCCAACAACUGCAUGAUCAUUAAAAUGAACAGAAAAUGCAAACAAAAGUUUAUUUAAAAUGUUGAGUAGAUAUGAAUAAGUAGAGCAAUUAAAUUGUUAAAAUGAAUAUAUUUUGAUAACAAAUUAAUCAGAGUAAUAAAAAAAAACAUACUCAGUAUACUCAAUACUCAAUAUUUCCAGCUUCUGUGAGGAUUUUCAGCUUUUUGUCUGUUUUCUAUAUUAUAAAUGAAAUCCAUAGGAGUGUUUAACCUGUUAUCUCACAGUGUGGACGGUCAGUUUGGGUUCUGCUAACUUAGAUAUUUUUCAGUAUCUUUGGAAAUGUAUGAACUAAAUGAUCCAUCAGUUGAUCAAAAACUGAAUACCUUAAAGUCGGAUGCAACCCUAAUUUUAAGGGAGAAGUUUUUCAACUGUUGUGGAAAAUAUUCAUGUCAAAUAGCGAUAAAGUUAAAUUAUCAGAGGACAGAAAAAGUAAUGAUAGAAAAUGUCAGUUGUGUGUUUUUAAACAGGCUUUUCACACCUGUCGGCCCAAACUAACACACUGGAAACGUUAAAUACUGGAAACACAUUCGGAUAUAAUGAGUGAGUUUGUUUCCACUUUUAUCUGUGUAACUCUUCAUACCAGUCAGUAUUAAAGUACAGCUCAUUGUUUUUUUUUCCUUUUCAGUUAUAACGUGUUGAUGAAUGAAUUCCUGAUUUCCAGGAGUUUGUUGUUUUCUCCCACUUUUAAGUUUCUGUUGAUGGGAGCACAGUUCGCGCCGUCGACACAACCAUCAACUGAAAACUGAAAAUCAUUUUUCAACCAAUCUGCUUCUACAGGAAAACGAGUGAAUCAGUGAAAAUGAACAAAAGCAACAAGCUUGAGAUGUCAAACCAACAGCUGUGAGACACAAGCUGAAACAACUGGUUGAUCAAUAGAUGAGUCACUUCGGAGAAAAUCAGUUUGAAACAAUUUUGAUAAUUGAUUAAUCAACCCUUUUUUUAAGCAAAAAUUUGCAGGUUCCAGCCUC
Molecule: messenger RNA, 2915 nt
Organism: Thunnus maccoyii (southern bluefin tuna)
Lineage: Eukaryota; Metazoa; Chordata; Actinopteri; Scombriformes; Scombridae
Product: E3 ubiquitin-protein ligase RNF26-like
Exons: 2
Coding region: 155-1471 (438 amino acids)
Biological process (GO): ubiquitin-dependent protein catabolic process; protein ubiquitination
Molecular function (GO): ubiquitin protein ligase activity
Source: RefSeq, a predicted model, not a curated record